Messenger RNA from Yamadazyma jaroonii, 2802 nucleotides. Lineage: Eukaryota; Fungi; Ascomycota; Pichiomycetes; Serinales; Debaryomycetaceae. The record is from the annotation of a GenBank genome assembly.
AUGACACUUGAAAGUCCUAAACAAAGUGAAAUACAGGUGCCAGGAUCUUCGCCUAUCUAUUCUAAGUCGCCCACCAAGAAGUUUGAAGAAAUGCCCAGUAUCAUGGAUGAAAAAGAAAGAUUACUUGAGAUCAAGAGACAAGCUAUCAGAAACCAUAAGAACUUCCCAUUAAUCAGAGAAAAGUUUUAUUAUGUCAGUGAAAGUGAUAUCUUCAAAGGUUUUGUUAAAGGUAAAGGGGAUUUACGUGAAGUUACAAAUUGGUUAAAUACAAAUGUAGGUGAUUUAAGUAGCCAUAAGAUGAAACAGCAACAGCAACUUCAGGAUAAGUUGAAACAGCAGAAAGAAGAUGAAAUGAAAAGGAAGAGAGAGAAUUUCUUGAAAGAACUUGAAGUAGAUUCUGACUCUGAAGAAGAUGGAUCACCGGUGAAAAUCAGAAAUAAGGUCAAAACGAUUGAAGAAUCUCCUAUAAAGCCAUCAAAUUUCUAUAACAAAGAAUCUAUUAGUACUAAAGUUGAAGUCACUAAACCAAAGAUUUCUAUUCUUGAUAAGUAUGGGUACAAAAAGGAAACUGUCAAACCAAAGAAGAAAUUAGUAAGAUUAUCAAGUCUUUCAUCUCCUAUGACAACCACUCCUGAACCUGAAGCACCUGAAGCUGAUUUGGAGAUUUUGGAAUCAAAGAUAAAUUCAAAGAAAUCUGUGGUUUUAGAUUCCGACGAUGAGUUCAGUGAUAUUGACGAAUAUGAAGAAAUCAAUGGAUUGACUUCUAUGGAUGCUCAGAUUUUGACGUUUUUAAAUACUGCCAGUUUACAAGAAAUUGUAGAAAUCAGUAAUUUUAAGCCAGAAACCAUUGAAAAAUUGAUUGAAAUGAGACCUUUUGAUUCUAUUGAUGCUAUCAGUGAAGAACAUUUCGAAAAUUACACCAAAAGACCACGAAAAAUGAAUGGGUUGAAGAUAAUUGAAAACUCAGAAUCAAGUUUGAAAGGUUAUAGAGCUGUAGACUCGUUGGUGAAGAAAUGUAGUGAAAUAGGAUUGGUUAUUUCCAAACAAAUGGAAAAAUGGGGAGUUCAUGUGAAUGGACAUGAAUUAGAAAUGGUGGAGAUCGAAAAUCCCCAAGAUAUUGAAAUCGAUGAAGAAGAUAUCACUACAAAGAAGAAGUCAAACAUUCAUUAUCUCACAUCAGCCCCAGUGAAUUUCUCGGAAAACUUUGAAUUGAAAAAUUAUCAAGUUGUGGGACUUAACUGGCUUAACUUACUUUAUUCUAAUAACUUAUCAUGUAUCUUAGCUGAUGAAAUGGGUCUUGGUAAAACUUGUCAAGUUAUUGCAUUUAUGGCAUAUUUGAAAUCUGUAGGUAAAUCCAAAGGUCCUCAUUUAGUUAUUGUUCCAUCAUCAACUUUGGAAAAUUGGUUAAGAGAAUUUUCUAAAUUUUGUCCCGAUUUGGUAGUUCAAGCCUAUUAUGGAAGUCAAAGCGAAAGAGAAGAAUUAAGGUAUGAAUUAAGAUCAGUCAAAUAUGAUGUCAUGGUCACAACCUACAACUUAGCUUCUGGGUCCAGUCAAGAUUUCAAAUUCUUAGUUAAGAAUAAUUUCGAUAUGAUAAUUUACGAUGAAGGUCAUAUGUUGAAGAAUUCCAACAGUGAUAGAUACAAUAAAUUAAUGAGGUUAGACGGUAAAUUCAGGUUACUUUUGACAGGUACUCCAUUACAAAAUAACUUGAAAGAAUUAAUCUCAUUACUUGCUUUCAUGUUACCUAAAUAUUUCGUCAAUAAGAAAGAAGACUUACAAGUAAUUUUCAACCAAAAAGUUAAGACCACUGACGUCGAUUCUAAUUACAAUCCUUUAUUACAACAACAAGCUAUAUCCAAAGCUAAAACCAUGAUGUCGCCGUUCAUUUUAAGAAGGAAGAAAGAUCAAGUUUUGAAACAUUUACCUCCUAAAAUCCAUAAAAUCGAAUAUUUGCAUCUUUUACCUGCACAAGAGAAAAUCUAUGAUCACUAUUUAAAUCAAGGGAAGCAAAGUAAACAAACAGGUAAGAAAAUGCAAGCAUCUAACAUCAUUAUGUAUUUAAGAAAAGCUGCUAUUCAUCCAUUAUUAUUCCGCGACAUUUUCCACGAUGAUAAGUUGAAAGAAAUGUCGCAUAAGAUUGUUAAUGAACCAGAAUAUGUUGAAGCUAACAAGCAAUACAUUUUCGAAGACAUGCAAGUGAUGUCGGAUUAUGAAUUGAACAAUUUAUGUAUUAAAUUCCCCAAAACAUUAUCAUCAUAUAUUUUCGACGAUGAAAAAUAUCUUGAUAGUAGUAAAGUUACCAAAUUGGUAGAAAUCAUUAACGACAUUAUUGCCAAAAAGGAAAAGAUUCUAGUGUUUUCAUUAUUCACUCAAGUUUUAGAUAUCUUGGAGAAGGUUAUGAGUAUAAAAGGAUUCAAAUUUGUUAGACUUGAUGGUCAAACAACUGUUGAGAACCGUCAAGAUAUUAUUGAUACAUUUUAUGAAGAUAAUACUAUCCCGGUAUUCUUAUUAAGUACUAAAGCAGGAGGGUUUGGAAUUAAUUUGAUUGCUGCCAACAAUGUUGUUAUAUUUGAUCAAUCAUUCAAUCCUCAUGAUGAUAAACAAGCGGAAGAUAGAGCUCAUAGAGUUGGUCAAGAAAAGGAUGUUAAUGUCAUAAAGUUAAUUGUUAAAGGUACAAUAGAAGAAACUAUGUUGAUGGUAGCUCAAAACAAAUUGGCUUUGGAUCAAUCCAUUAGUGAAAGUGAUCUUGAAGCCAAAGCUGGUGAUUUAGUACAGAAACUUCUCUUUGAAGACCAAUCAUAG